GUACUUCGCAUCAGCUCAGCGCUGUUUACAGGCGCCCGUGAGCGGAGGAUGUGAACCCGGUAACGAAAACACGUAGCCGAAACGCCGAGUCGCAUGUUCUCCUGUGGCGCUUUAUCCCGGGAUUCUUCAGUUAGUGUAUUUUGAGCAUACAGUUAGUGUAUUUUGAGUCACCGACUUCAGAGUGCCUCCUUUGUGGCUUGUUCAUGGGGAAGCCGAGCUUACUCGUGGCUUUAAUAUGAGAGGCGCGGACGAGGGCAAAAGUGAAGUGCGGACCUGUAGUCCUUAACCCACGGUUCUUCAGGUUUUCAUCAUCAACUUCAUGGAGAGAGAGAAAAGCUUUCCAAGUGUACAUUAGCAAUUUUCGUCUGGAAGUCAAGAGUCAAAAUAAACAAUAUCUUGAUGAUCAGCUAGAUUUUGGCAUUUAAAGACUGGCUUGCAGCAAGUACAUAACUGCAGCAUCUAUUGGCUGCCAAUCAUUAGUGGGGUAACACCGGCGGCUAGCCAUCAGAGAUUUGUGAAUAGUGGCUAACCACUAAUAUUAGGUGGUUAGCGUGUGGUGUCCAUUAGAAUUUCUGUGGGCGUUUCGAGUGUAGAAGACGCGAAUGGGACACGCCAGCCUUUCCAGAUGGCCUGAAUGGGAGAAGGAGUGAGCAUGGACAACCUUUCGGAGUUUGGAGGCCUUUGUCCGUCCACCCGGAGGGAAUGGGACACAGGCAGCUGCGUGGAUGAUUUAAUGGAUGAAGAUGAGAAGGACAGAGCAAAAAGAGCAUCCCGUAAUAAAUCAGAGAAGAAGAGAAGAGACCAGUUCAAUGUUCUCAUUAAAGAGCUGUGUACAAUGCUGCAGGGUCAAGGUCACCCCCGCAAGAUGGACAAAUCCACCAUCCUGCAGAGGACCAUUGACUUCCUGCAGAAACAGAAAGAGAUCACGGCGCAAACAGAAUCUUGUGAGGUCCGGCAGGACUGGAAGCCUUCUUUCCUCAGCAACGAGGAAUUCACCCAGUUAAUGCUGGAGGCAUUGGAUGGUUUCCUAAUAGCUCUUACCACUGAUGGGAACAUCAUAUAUGUAUCUGACAGCGUCUCGUCUCUCAUUGGUCAUUUGCCGUCAGAUAUGGUGGACCAGAAUAUUUUGAACUUCCUGCCAGAACGAGAGCACGGGGAGGUGUAUAAACUUCUGUCAUCACACAUGCUCUUGACGGAGCCUUCUGCUGUGGACUUACUCAACAGCAAUGAGACACACGUUGAGUUCUGCUGUCAUUUAGCAAGGGGGAACAUUGACCCGAAAGAACCACCCACGUACGAAUAUGUCAAAUUUGUUGGAGACUUCAAGUUUCAUAAUAAUGUGCCUCUGUCCUCAUGUAACGGUUAUGAGCUGGCAUUCCCGCGCACGCUGCAGUCCUCACUAGAGGAACAGAUCUGUCUUGUAGCCACAGUGAGACUUGUGACGCCUCAAUUCCUAAAGGAUCUGUGCAACGUGGAGGAUGUGUGUGAUGAAUUCACAUCAAGACACAGUCUGGAAUGGAAAUUUCUCUUCUUAGAUCACAGGGCUUCUCCUAUCAUUGGGUACCUGCCAUUUGAGGUUUUGGGGACCUCGGGUUACGAUUACUACCAUGUGGACGACCUGGAGCUGAUUGCUCAGUGUCAUAAGCAAUUGAUGCAGUGUGGGAAAGGAAAAUCCUGUUACUAUCGGUUUCUGACUAAAGGGCAGCAGUGGAUCUGGCUACAGACACACUAUUACAUCACAUACCACCAGUGGAACUCCAAACCAGAGUUUAUCGUCUGUACACACAGUGUGGUCAGCUAUGCUGAGGUUCGAGCAGAGAGGAGGAGAGAGUAUGGAUUGGAGGAAACCUCCUCUGAUAUGGCAACAUCCUCAAUCAAGGGGCAGGAGGUGUUUUUGGACAUGUGUCCUCCUAUGGAUGCUCCACGGGAAAGAAUCAGCAGCGCUCGAUCGGUAUCAUCGCAGAGCUCUAGAAAAUCAUCACACACAGCACUGUCUGACUCUGCGUCAAACUCCUCGGUGAGGUACACAGAAGCUUGCACGUCGUCACGGCAGUCUGCUUCCAUUGGUCCUGAGAAGACUUCCAACAGAAUGCCACAUAGUGGAUCAAAGACCCUGAUUCAGAGGCAGAGCUCCUCUGAGCCCACGUCACUCUCCCCCUCCUGCAGUCAGCAUUCCACUAUGACACAGUCUCUGUACGGAUUCCAGCAGCCUCAGUUAGGCGUCAUGCAUCAGCUGAAAGAGCAGCUAGAGGAGCGAACACGCAUCCUGCAGGCCGACAUCAAAACGCAACAACAAGAGCUGCACGACAUUAAAGAGAAACUACAACUCGCUAAUCUACAGAUGUUACUCCAGCAGCCAAUACAGGGAGAGUUUGCCUCUUCUGGUCUGCAGCAGCAGCAGCAGCAGCAGCAACAGGGUCCAGGCAGGCCGUCCCAACACAGCACCCACCCCAAACCUCAACACUGUGUUUCACAUUCAUCACACACACUGCUCAGAGAACAGCCCAGUAGCUCAUCUGCUCAGGUGCAGCAGAGACUGGUUCAGACUGGACACAUGCAGGCCGUCAGUGUUCCAAUGCAGACACACACCAGUCUCACCACACCCUUCUAUAGCAACCCAAUGAUGUUCUCACCUAACCACGGACACCGAACUCAACACGACACACACUGCCAAAGACACACACACACCGACUACAGCCAGGAUGGACAGCUACGGAUGCUACUAAACCAACCAAUGCAGACGCUUGUACCAGAGAGCAAUGGGGGGACCCAAUCUUCCCAAUGCAGCUCAACAACUAUUCAGCAAACCAAAUAUCCUCUGGACCAGCAGAUGAUGGCUCCUUCGUUCCCUGUGCAGCAGGUGAAUUGUAACGCUGUGCUUGUCCCCUCCCCCGUCUUCACCUCGCCAAUCAUGAUCCCCCAUAAUAGUUUCAUCACCCAUCAAGCCACGCCCACCUACACGACUCACCCGUCGGCUGCCCCACACGGCUUACCACUACAACAACCUCAGCAGUUCUUUCAGAUGCAGCCUCAGGGUCUGAUUCACAGCACACCCACUCAGGCCUUAUUCCACACCCCCAGCGUUCCGCAGCAAAGCACUGUGGGAUACGUACAGCCACAACAGCAGCAGCAGCAACAACAACAACAGCAGCAACAGCAGCACCAUCACUCACAGUCCGGCAACCUGUCGGACUACAGAAACAUGCUCCCACGGUAGCCCCGCCACGUGGGAAAAGCCAAGAGGUUGCCAGGAAAGCGCGCUGAGCGUUUAGCUCUGAAAGGCAUGAUGGGAAGGGACUCUCUCGGCUCAGGGGAAGGCUCACUCCCGAGCCAAACCAAAAUCGAGAAAGCCAAAGUCCCUCAAAGUUCCCAUGACAGCAAAUGAUGGUGAUAACACCACGAGGCCCAAGGACUCUGCACGCAGAGGAUGCUGGGAUACGUAGGAGGAGCCCGCAGGGUCGUGACCCAUCUGUUUUUCGCGUAGACAGGGGUCACAAAGCAGUCGAGCAGGUGCUUUGAACGAUACGUAAAGGACAGAAAGCUGUGGAGGGUUUUUGGUACUAUAACGUUGCAGUUAUCUGGACUUUUCAACACAAACCUACACAAAGUCGACGAAUCAAGUAAUGCCUUGACAGAGCGUAAACUCCGCUGCAUGUGUUCUGUCCUCAAACUAAAAAGAGAAAUCGGCCCACCAAGAAGAAGAAAAAUCACAGUUAUGAACUGCUUUUCACGCAUCAUAUUUCAUGUGUGCGCUGAUGGGAGAAGCUGGGCAUAAUUCAGCUAAAACCCAAAAAUCUUUCAAAACAAAUUUGGCUGUUAUGAUGUCUAGAGCAGGUUUCGAUCCCCUCCUGUAGUUAUGUUAACGCUAACGUAAAGAAACUUGAAUCACAUUGUAUAUUUCAAAUAUUUAAGAACAAGUUCGCACUAGGGCAAACUUUCCUACUGCUCAAUCCCUGUUACUCUUUCUCGAGCCACUGUACUGUACUGUACAUAUAGUUUCUUCACAUAUUGAGUUGCGGCUCAUCAUAUUUCAGUACUUUUAUUUCAGAUUUAGAUUGGCAUCUAAACAUAGCUCGUCAGGAGGUUUCAGAUGUGCAUGUGGUCCUCAUGUCCACACAGUAGAUCUACAUCGAUUAUGAGCACAACAGGUGUGCUUUAAUAUUUAGUUUCAGUAUUACACAGGGAUGAAGCUCUGUCUAAUUUAUGCUUCGUAGAAGAGGGAUUUUGUGAUUGUUUUACGGUGGUGGGCGCAAGUGCCGCAGCAGUUAAACUGCAAAAAUGAAGAUGUAAAAUAAGAUAAUAAUGCAGGGUGAAUGAUUGAAGACAAUCAUAAUGUCAGGGCUGCAGAAAUGGAAAUGUUCUCAUCUGCCUGUCACUUUGGCAAAGUGUUUCACAAAUAUUAGUAAAAAAACACUUGUUUUAAUUUAUUCCCAUUCCCAAUUUUUAAAAUGAUUUUCGGGGAGAUGAUGUAGACGUGUUCGUGUCAGGCAAAGGGCGAAGUUUUUUGAUGUUCUGGAAAGUUGUGAACACUCACAGACACGCGAAUAGGAAAAAAUCUGACAAUCUGAAAAAAAUGUUAUUUUUUUUUCUUCGCUGGGACUUCAAGCUGCACUUUCCUUCAUCAUGUCACGCAUAGCACAUUUAAAGACUGGUGCUGAUUAUUUUAUUUUUUUAAAACAAAGAAAAUUCUGUUUAAGAUGGUCUAAGAUCAUGUGCCCUUCUGCAUGUUGUGCAAUGCAAAACAAAAACAAGAAUGUGUGUAAUUUAUACUUAUCGACGAGAUUUUUGUUUUCAGACAGGUAUGUUUUCUUGUAUUAGCAAGAAACGCUUCGUAUUAGUGCAGUUUGAAUGAAAACAGAAAGUAUUUUUGUACAAAAACGAUCCUUGACAUUCCUUCAGACAUGUACAGAAGUGUGAAACUCCCUGACGCUCUCAGGUCUUGCUCAUCUUUAGAUCAAAUCCGAUGUUUCAGAUACUACAAACUACACUCCAGAGAUUGUUUUUACUUACAUUAUCAAAUCUUCCAUUCCCAAGAGUUCAUUUACAUCCCCGUCCUGCCCAGCUGAAGCAUUUCUAAGUGUUUGUGAAUCAACUGGUUCAUCUCAGCAUUUCGUUCUGCCUCCCUGGAGUCGCACUAGAAAAGACGAGGAAGGUGUUCGGUGUGUUUGUCUUUUAGACACUGUGUUUCAGAGUACAGGGUGUUUUUGCAUCAGUGCCUCCCAUUUAUCACCUUCUGCUGCUCUGAGAUUAUCUUUGGGUCUCACGAAUGCUCUCUUAACAUGAGAGAAAGUACACUUCGAGUCAGAUUUAACUGUAGAUUUUAGGUUACUCCACCUACGAAUCCAUCUCAAGUGUUUUCGAACACUGUAGCUGGUCUAAGCUGCUUACUAGGUGGUCAUUGGCUGCUCCAAGAUGACCAGCAACAACCAGAUUUUUGGAGGAGCUAUAAAAGAGUUUCCAUUUUCCUAAAGCAGUUCAAUCUGGGUUAGUAAACAUUGCUUUCAAAAUGAGUAGGACAAAUAAAUCCAAAGGUUGCAACUUUAAGCCAGUCGCCAUUGUGAUGGCCAUUUUAGUGUCGUCGUCCUCCGAAUAAAAACUAGCUGCUUCGCCCUUCAUUUAAUGCCAAUUUGUGGUGUUUUCAUGAGUUGUUUUGCCAUCCAGGCUCCAACAUUUAGUCUCUUGAGUUAAAGGUUUGAUUAUUUUGCAGACAUGCAGGUGUUUUUGUCUUUGCGCUCUUUGUGUUCAUUGAUUGAGUUGUGAAUGGUAGAUGAAAACUGUACUGACUUUCUCAUCUUUCUCUUUUUGUUCUGUGAAACUAUGCUCUGGUUGUGGAGACUGCACUUUAUUCUUUUUCCCUUCUUUAUUGUCUCUUUUGCUUUGUGCUCUCUCUCUUAUUCUCUCUGGCCUGAAUUUCUCCCCAAAAGUGUCUGUUCUGAUGAGGUUUUAGGCCUCGUGGAUUUGUGAGUGUGUGUGUGUUAUGUGUGUGUUGUGAGUGUUCUAUGUGUUACCUGAACGGGUGACAUCAGGUGACGUCGUCAAUGCAUUUAUAUUCUACCAGGUGAGGGGAAGAGAUGGAAAACAUCACCUGGUAUAAACAGCCAUCUCUGCUGAUACUCUGCAGAAAAUAUAUGGAAGAUAUUGUAAUAUAAGAUAUACAAAAAAGUUUAGAAAAAAUAUAGUUGUUUAUUUUAUAAGAUGUCAAAUAGAUUGAAAUAAAUUUAUAUACAGUGUAUGAUUUGAAAGUAAAAACAGAGGUAUUUUGUAACAGAUUAAUUAUUGAAGUGUCUUACUUUGGGGGGGGAUGUAAAGCUUUCUGUUUGUCAGUUCAGCGAGUUGAUGUUGCACAGUCGAUGUAUGGCUUGUUUUUCCCCCUUUUAUUCUUCUGUGUACAUAUACCAUCACAACAAGCUUUAACAUAUUGUUAAUAUUGUUUUAAAAGAAAUUAAUAAUAAAAAAAGUUUACAUUCUGAAA
This is a messenger RNA of Labeo rohita (rohu), 6472 nucleotides long. RefSeq names its product neuronal PAS domain protein 2 (gene npas2). Gene Ontology annotation, molecular function: RNA polymerase II cis-regulatory region sequence-specific DNA binding; protein dimerization activity; DNA-binding transcription factor activity, RNA polymerase II-specific. The record is from RefSeq and is a predicted model, not a curated record. NCBI's taxonomy places the organism in Eukaryota, Metazoa, Chordata, Actinopteri, Cypriniformes, Cyprinidae. Gene Ontology annotation, cellular component: nucleus; cytoplasm; CLOCK-BMAL transcription complex. Gene Ontology annotation, biological process: regulation of transcription by RNA polymerase II; circadian regulation of gene expression. The transcript is spliced from 22 exons. The coding region runs from base 635 to 3217 and encodes 860 amino acids.